Gopherus evgoodei (Goodes thornscrub tortoise) is the source of this 2439-nucleotide messenger RNA. RefSeq names its product interferon-inducible GTPase 5-like. The record is from RefSeq and is a predicted model, not a curated record. Gene Ontology annotation, cellular component: membrane. Gene Ontology annotation, molecular function: GTP binding. The transcript has 3 exons. The coding region runs from base 91 to 1932 and encodes 613 amino acids. NCBI's taxonomy places the organism in Eukaryota, Metazoa, Chordata, Testudines, Testudinidae.
GAGGAGCCGCCGCUUCGGUUUCUGUUUCCCGGCCCCGCUGUCACUCGGCCUGGAGCCACCGGCCGGGAGGGACCCACUGCGGCUGUGGCCAUGGCCGCCCCGGCGGGCUUGGACGACGCUUUCCUCCGGGAGCUGCGGACCCGCUACGAAGCCCAGGACCCCGGCACAGCCGCCACCCGCCUCCAGGCCCUGGUGGACUCGGUCAACGCCCUGAAGGCCGAUGUGGCUGUGGUGGGCUGCCGGGGCGCUGGGGUCACCACGCUGAUCCACGCCCUCCUGGGAGAACAGCCCGGCCUGGACGACCCCCAGGCCUUCUUCCAGCAGGCGCCAGAGCCCCCGGGGCAGCCGGCCAGCUACACCCACCCCACCUUCCCCAACCUGACACUGUGGGAUCUCCCGGGCUUCCAGGAGCCGGAGAAGCCGGGCGACUACACGAAGCGGCUGGGGGACUUGGGGAAGUUCGGCUGCCUGGUGCUGGUGGUGGCCGAGGGAAGCCCGGCAGAUCCCCUCCUGCAGCUCCUCAAGGCCUUCCAGCAGAAGCAGAAGCCCUACUACGUGGUGCGCACCAAGGUGGACCUGGACUUGCACACAGCCAAGCGGCGGUUCCGGGCCCACUACAGCUCGGCCGAGGCGCUGGCGCUGGCCCGGAACGGGGUGGCCGAGGUGCUGGCCAAGAACGGGCUGGACACCAACAGGGUUUUCCUGGUCUCAGCCCUGGAGACGGACAGGUACCAGUUCAACCAGUUCCAGGACCAGCUGGAGGAGAUAAUCCAGCUGAAGAGGGCCCACGACGGGGAGCUGGAGGACCUAAGGGCUGUGAGCCCGAGAAAGAUCCAGGAGCUGCACCAGGCCUGUGCCACGGGGGGGCUGGCAGAGGUGCCUGCCAUCAUCCGCUCAGCACUGGAGGAGCCCUCACAGAUCCGGCUGGACGUGGCGGUUCUGGGGGAGGCCGGCUCGGGCAAGUCGGCGCUGGUGAACGCUCUGAGGGGGGUGGGCUGCGGGGAGCCAGAGGCAGCACCCACGGGGGUGACAGCCACCACCCAGAAAGCCACGGCUUACGCCCACCCUACCGUGCCUGGCCUGUAUCUGUGGGACUUGCCAGGAGUGGGGGUGACGGAGGAGGACGUGGGGCGGCUGGAUCUGUCCCGUUACGACUUCUUCCUGCUGACGGCCUCGGAGCGCUACCGCCACGCCCAGAGCCGGCUCGCCCAGGCCGUCAGCGCGGCCGGGAAGCGGUUCUUCUUCGUCAGAACCAAGGUGGACGUGGACGCCCAGCCCAGCCCUGAGCCCGGCCCCAUGGAGGAGAUCCGGGGCAGCUGCGUGGGUGCCCUCCAGAAGGACGGCGUGAGCUCCCCAAGUGUCUUCCUUGUCUCCAGCCUUCUCCGCGAGGCCUAUGACCUGCCAGCCCUCCAGGCGGCCCUGGAGAGUGACGCCCCAGCCUUGAAGAGGGAGGCCCUGGAGAAGGCCAUCCCCGUGGCUUUGGGCCGCCUGGUGAGGAGGAAGAGCAGGGCGCUGAUGAAGGACGUCUGGGGCAAGACCCUGGACAGCUGCCUGUACUGGGCAGCGAAACCUGGCCCGGAUGUGGCCACCAGCCUUGUCGACACAGUCUCAGCUUUCUCCAUCCAGCUGGGCCUGGACGAGAAGUCCUUGGCCCAGGUGGCCAAAGCCACAGGGAAGCCGGCCGGGCUGCUCCAGGCCGAGAUCCGGAGCCCCUGGGUCAAGCAGCCAGACCCGGAGCAGGUGCUGAAGCAGAUCACGAAGCCAGUGCCCUUCUCCUCCCGAAUGUGGAGCUUGGUGCCCUACUGGGGCCACGGGGCCGAGGGGCAGCCCGAGAUCUCCCUGGAGGCCACCUACAGGGUGCUGACGCAGGCCCUGGCAGAGAUGACGGAGGACGCAGAGCGAAUGCUGCGCCAAGCCUAUGCCAAGGAGUAGGGGGAGGGGCUGUUUGUAGAAGGUGUCCUCACCCAGCACUGAGAUGCAGACACCUCUGGAAUGGGGCACAGGCCUGUUUGUACAGGGAUCCCUCCCCCAGCGCUGAGAUUCAGCCGCCUCUGGGCUGCUGUGCGGGGGCUGUUUGUACAGGGAUCCCUCCCCCAGCGCUGAGAUUCAGCCGCCUCUGGGCUGCUGUGCGGGGGCUGUUUGUACAGGGAUCCCUCCCCCAGUGCUGAGAUUCAGCCAGGGAGGCUGUGUGGCACAGGGGUUGCUGCUGCAUUAGAGGAGUGUGGUUAUACUGCUAGGGCAUUGCAUGGCUCUUUCCUCGUACUGCUCUCGUGAGAAUAAGGUGCGACCUGCCCGUCUAGGGGGUGACCUGCUGAGCUCCAGGAGGCUGAUGUUAUAGCCAGAGUCACUCACUCUGGGCCCUCCGCAGCACAGACUUUGUAUUAGUUCUUUUUUGUCUGUUUUCCUUCAAUCAGAAAUAAAACGGAGACCUGAACAUCA